AUGGAGGAACUAUUUGAGACAGCUUGCAGCAAUAGUGACAUCCGAGGAGCUGUUCUGGUCGCCGCCAGUGCUGAUGACACCUUUCAAUAUCAACAAGCUUUUGGCCGUGCCUCUUCCGAGAGUGACCUCACCCUGGAGUCAACUUUUUGGAUAGCAUCAUGUUCAAAGCUAGUGACUUCCAUUGCCGCGUUGCAGUGCGUUGAAAAAGGCCUGGUCAAACUCGACGAUGACGUGACAUCAAUUCUCCCGGAGAUUAAAGAUAUCGACAUCCUCAGGGGGUUCGAUGAAAGCUUGGGCAGGCCAAUACUGGGGAAAUGCCAGAACACAGUCACGCUCCGUGGACUUUUGACACAUAGUACGGGUUUGGGUUAUGCUUUCUCGAAUCCACUAUUGAUACGCUGGCGUGCAUAUCAAAACAAAUCAACAGCGCUUCCAGCAUCUGAGUUUGAGAAAAACUAUUUUAUGCCGCUUCUUCACGAGCCAGGCGAGUCUUGGGUGUAUGGCACUGGCAUCGAGUGGGCAGGUAUCCUCAUUGAACGGAUUGUCGGCACCAAUCUUCAGUCCUACUUGCAACAACACGUGUGGGAUCCUGUAGGCGUCAAGGACAUGACUUUUCAUCUGGAGCAACGCCCCGAUAUCCAAGCAAGACUCUCUUGCAUGAGCGUUCGCUUAUCUAGCAGCAAAAUUGAUUGGACCACGGAGCGGGUCGUCCCCGAUCCCAUUCAUCAUGAACUUGGUGGCGUUGGGAUAUAUUCGACGGCGCUAGAUUAUCUCAAGAUUAUGAAGUCCAUCCUUGCCAAUGAUGGUCGCUUACUUCAAGGCCAGACUGUGGAUGAAAUGUUUCGGCCUCAGCUGACUUCCAAUUCUGCGAAAGCCUUAUGUGAUCUUGUCGCGGCCAAGGAGACCAGCACUGGCUUCGGCGUGCCUCAAUGUGUAUCCGUUGACCACGGGCUUGCCGGAAUGCUCAUUUUGGAAGACAUUCAAACUGGCCGGAAGAGUGGUAGCAUGAGUUGGGGUGGGUACCCAAAUUUGAAGUGGUGGAUUGACAGGAAGACAGGACUUUGCGGGUUGUAUGCCAGCCAGCUGAUUCCCCCUGGAGAUGCAAUGUCGGUCAAGAUGUAUGAGAUCUUUCAGGCCGAGAUGUACAAGCGUUUUAGCAUGCGACAGUAA
Molecule: messenger RNA, 1170 nt
Organism: Exophiala spinifera
Lineage: Eukaryota; Fungi; Ascomycota; Eurotiomycetes; Chaetothyriales; Herpotrichiellaceae
Exons: 3
Coding region: 1-1170 (389 amino acids)
Source: RefSeq, a predicted model, not a curated record